Molecule: messenger RNA, 1458 nt
Organism: Eucalyptus grandis
Lineage: Eukaryota; Viridiplantae; Streptophyta; Magnoliopsida; Myrtales; Myrtaceae
Product: disease resistance protein RPS2-like
Exons: 2
Coding region: 248-1141 (297 amino acids)
Source: RefSeq, a predicted model, not a curated record
UAGCAAUUCCACCUUGGCAGUCAUCCAUGGAUCUUUCUUUGGACAUCUAAAGGGGCUGACUGUUCUAGAUCUCAGCUGCACCGGAAUCACGGAAUUACCGGACUCCAUCUCUGAGUUGGAGAGCUUGGAAGCACUGUUACUGCAAGGUUGUUCCUCAUUGCGUUUUAUUCCUUAUUUAGGAAAGUUGCGAUCCCUAAGAAAGUUGGACCUCACUGAGUGUAGAAGUCUUGGAGAAGUGCCAGAGGGCAUGGAGAUGUUGGCAAACCUGAGGUGCCUCGCCCUACUUCUUGCAGAGAUCCAGACAUUACCGGAGGGAGUGUUGGGGAAGCUGGUGAACUUGCAAUAUCUCUCGAUUAAUGAGCUAAGGGUGGGAGAAGAGGUAAAAUUACUGGAGGUGGAGGAACUUUAUUGUUCUGUUUCCGAUGUGGAAACAUUCAAUGCAUGCGUGGGGUGUCUUGAGCGAAAUGGAUCCGCAUGCUACAGGCUCAUGAUGGGUGAACGAAGCGGUGAGGUCCUUUGGGGUGGGAUUGACACUGAGAGGUUGUUACUCAUUGAUAGUUGCGACCGUAUCGCCGGGAGUGUAGAUGGAACAAGUGGUGAUGGCUGCGUUCUGCUUCCGGAAAGUGUGCAAUCAUUGGUAUUGUCCCGGUGUCAUAAAAUGAAGAGAGUGAUGGAAUGGGAGUGGCUGACUGCUCACCUUCCAAAUCUGGAGGAGAUUGUAACCAUUAGUUGUGAGAACUUAGAGGAGAUAAUACAUGGGCCAUUGCCAAGUGAAGCCACUUGUCGCCUUAGACAUCUUGAAGUAAAUGGAUGCAACAACAUGAAGAGGGUGCUGCUGACGCAAGACAUGGUGCUCCAUCUCCCUUUCCUCGAAGAUAUAGUAGUCCAAGACAGCAAGGGCAUAGAGUUGAUAAUGGGCACUGUUGCCAAAAUGACGUACUUCUCCUUCCCAAAGUUAAUGAACCUGGUUCUACAUAAACUUCCGGAACUGAAGAGUGUAUGUGAUGGGAUCAUGAGAUGCAAUUCCCUCCAGAGGGUUUCUAUAGACAAUUGUCCAAAACUGAAGAGGAUUCCUCUGCAGCUGCCCCUGCUUGACAAUGGGCUGCCUUCUCCUCCCCUUCUCUUCGAGAGAUUCGGAUAAAUCGGCAGAUGUGGGAGUCGCUUGAGUGGGAUCAUCCCCUUGCCCGUUCUUCACUUGAACACUUAAUCAAGUUUCUUGACUGAUGAAAGCGAUGGAGGAUCCUUUUGAGUAUGAAUCGUCUUCUGAUGGCAGUGGACAUCAGCCUCAACGCCAUUGCUACAUCAAUGUGCUCGAUUUAUGUUUAAAGUACCUCUGAACUUUGUGAUGACAUAUGGUUAAUUCAUGCCUUAUUUUAUAAUCUAUGAUAACUACGUCAGGUUUCUGGAGUCUUGGGUUUGUAUUAUCCCUUAUUUCUACCUCGUGAAACAUUUCUCUGU